AAUUGUCUUUCUUCUUGUUCUUUUUUUUUUUUUGUUUUUUAUUUUUUACUUUUUUUUUUUGACGAAACAAUAUUUAUAAAUUUAAUGAUAACUCACUUGCUCGAGCAAGAGCACCUCGUUCAUUUAUAGUAGGUUUUAUUGGCCGUUCUGUAGUAGUAGUAGUAGUAGUAGUAGUAGUAGUGGUAGUAGUAGUAGUAGUUGAUGUUGUACCACGAUUUAAUUGUUCAUCCUUAGGGCAACAUACAAUCGGAUCGAAAUUCGAAAAUCCACAAAUAUUUUCAGGUGGUUUACCGGAUAGUAACUCGUUAUACACGACAGUACAUUUUAUUAAAACUGUACAAACACCGUCCUUUCCGUUUGUCGAGCAUCGACUUCCUGAAAAAUGAAAAAGUAAAAAGAUAAAUAAAAAAAAAAAAAAAAAAAAAAAAAAAAAAAAAUGUAACCACAAGGAACGUGCUAUGAUUAAAAAAAAAAAAAAAAAAAGAAAAAACUUUGAUCCUCGAUAAUUCUUAAUUGGACUUAAUUCUUAAUUUUUCCAAGUAAGAAAAAGAAACGAGGAAAAAAAAAUAUAUGUAUAUAUAAUAUAUAUAUAUAUGUGUGUGUAUGUGUAUAUACACACACAUACACACGUUGAUUAAUAUUUAUUCAACGUUAUCGCAAAUUGAAAGUUGAUGAUAUCUUUACAGUUGUGCAAGUAGUAUAAGGCAUAAAAGUAAAUGGACAAAAAAUUUUUCUCAAAUAAAUCCUUUUAAACAUCUCUCUUUUCGAUUGCAUACCAUUUUGAAUUAUAAAUUAUAGAAAAAGAAAAAGGAAAGAAUAUUGACAAAAUUUUGAAUUGAUAAACGAUUCACGUUUAUCACGAAUAUGAAAUAAUCUGGGAAAAAAGGAAUCUUUCUUAAACUUGCGUGACUUUAUGUUCUAAUAAAAAAAAAAAAAAAAAAAAAAAAAAAAAAAGAAGGAAAAAAAGAAAAGAAAAAAGUAAAGAAAAAAAGUAAACUCGUGCGAUCUCGCACGAUCUCGCACAAUAUUAUUUUUCUCGGAAUAUAAAAGAAUAAUUCUUACCUUCGUAAAGUUGUCCCUGUGCACGAUGAAAGAUCAAGAUAAAAUGAACGAUAAUAUUGAUCGAUGUUAAAGUCACGAAAGACAUUUUCAUGGAAGACAAGAGAAUUAAAUUCGCACAAACGUCAAAUUCUAUCUUUCUCUUUCUCUCUCUCUCUCUUGUUCACUUCUUCCGUUGGAAAGUUGCUUCCAAGUCGUAGCAAUCGGUCGUUACUACUGUUAUUUCUGCUACAACUUCUUCCUUAUUAACCUUGGUAACAUUCCUAUUUGCCCCACCACGAUUCCGGCAUUGGAGGAGAUAUAAAACAUCAUUCGUAACACAGGAUGGUAGGAGAAUAGAACGUGCGUAUCAGUAAUCGGUAUUUUAAAUGACGACAGUGCUUUAAUCUUUCUUAUGGAUCAUCCAUUUAUACAAAACUUACCUUUUCUGUUUCUAUCAUAAUUUCCUCGUUUGAAAAUUUCUGACGUCUAUACGUCAGGUCUUCUUUUUUCCUUCUUCUUUUUUUGUCUCUCUUUAUCUUUUGCCUAAUAUCCUACGAUCUCUUCCUUUUUUCCUUUCUAAUAAAGUGGAAGGGGAAGGGCAAAAAUGAGAAAAAAGAAAAAACUUUCGAGGAAGAAUAUACAACCUUCACAGAUAUAUAUCUCGAGAGCAUGAACUACGGUACAGUGAUAUUGUUCGCUAUCCAACGAUAUGGAUCUUCGACGACAAUUUUUAUCGACCGUCAUUGUUUUCUUUUUCGCAUUACAUUGGAAGAUAUUGUUCAUCGUUGCGAUUGCCCGAAAAAGUGAAAAGAAAUGCGAGGAAUACGGCAAACUGGUUUAUGAAAUUGAACCUUCGCCCGUUCUUCGAAUCGGAGCCGGUUUCAAUGUUGUUUCUCGUUGUGCUAUCGUCGGGACACCAUUGAUCGUUGGUGGUAUUAAAGCUAAAAUGGCCGAAUUCCCGCAUAUGGCUGUAAUUGGAUUUGGUAGGAACUUAUCAGAUGUGUCAUGGUUAUGCGGAGGAAGUAUUAUUUCGGAGAGAUAUAUCUUAACCGCAGCUCACUGUUUGGAAUCACGCGACAAUGGACCGGCAUUAAUGGUACGAGUGGGUACGACGAAUUUAGAGAUAAAAGAGGAUAGCUUGCAAGAGAGAAAAAUAAUACGUAGAAUAAAACAUCCGGAUUAUAAAUUGCCAGCUAAAUAUCACGACUUGGGUUUGAUAGAAUUGAAUAAACCUUUGGAAUUAAAUCCAAAUGUUAGGCCAGCCUGUCUCGAGAUGAGUUUUCAACCACCGGGAAAGCAAGCUAUAGCAACUGGAUUUGGUAGAACGUCUUACGGUGAAAUGUCGACGAACAAGGAUCUAAUGAAAGUCCAAUUGGAUUAUAUAAACGAAGAAUCCUGUAAGAAACGAUAUCAAUUCGAUUUAGGCCGUCGUUAUUUGCCCGAUGGAUUUAUACAAAAUUUUCUAUGCGCCGGAAUGAUGGAGGGUGGUAAGGAUACUUGUCAGGGCGACAGUGGCGGCCCACUACAAAGAGUACUUGAACAUCCUUAUUGCACUUAUAGCAUCGUCGGAGUAACGAGUUUCGGAAAAUUUUGCGCAAUGAAAAAUUCACCGGCCAUAUACACACGAGUCAGUUCAUAUUUGGAUUGGAUCGAAUCGAUUGUUUGGCCAUAAUAAUGAAUGAUCAUUAUGGAUCGAAAGGAAAACGCAAUUAUUCGUUAUUUUUUUUUUUUUUUCUUUUAUUUCUUUUAUUUUUCUUUUCUUUUAUUAUUGCAAGAACUUCCUUUUAGCCUUCUUGUAUUUUUAACGUAUUUACAAAUUCGAUUCCCAUAAUAUAAGCAUGCAUACAAAUAACGU
This is a messenger RNA of Vespa velutina, 2896 nucleotides long. RefSeq names its product serine protease snake-like. Gene Ontology annotation, molecular function: serine-type endopeptidase activity. The transcript has 7 exons. Lineage: Eukaryota; Metazoa; Arthropoda; Insecta; Hymenoptera; Vespidae. The record is from RefSeq and is a predicted model, not a curated record. Gene Ontology annotation, biological process: proteolysis. The coding region runs from base 1751 to 2713 and encodes 320 amino acids.